Molecule: messenger RNA, 1181 nt
Organism: Lineus longissimus
Lineage: Eukaryota; Metazoa; Nemertea; Pilidiophora; Heteronemertea; Lineidae
Product: cyanocobalamin reductase / alkylcobalamin dealkylase-like
Exons: 3
Coding region: 29-811 (260 amino acids)
Biological process (GO): cobalamin metabolic process
Cellular component (GO): cytoplasm
Molecular function (GO): FAD binding; cyanocobalamin reductase (cyanide-eliminating) (NADP+) activity; demethylase activity
Source: RefSeq, a predicted model, not a curated record
AUCACUGGCUAGUGAGACCAAAACUAGCAUGGACAAGUGUCUUGAAUUUGAACAAAUCUCAUCAAAAAUAAACGAUCUGCUAUCACCAUAUGGCUUUGAAUGUUAUCCCUGUCUUGUAGAAUGGUACAAUGAGAUGGUUCAGAAUGCGUUUAGACUAGAAUAUGCUGCAGAUACCUUAUUAUUUGUGAUAUUAAGUACACCAUCAAUGUUUGAAAAAUCCAUCUUGCCUUUUAUUGAAGAAACCAAGGUGAAAGGGGUCAGGCAUGUCAGGGAUCCCGUUGAUGAUUGUAUUCGCCAUCAUGUACAGCGGGUGAAGCAGUGUCUAGCUGACUAUGACAUCGAAGAAAUGUACGACUUUGAAAUGGACAGUAACAGAAAGCCAAAGAUAUUGGUCCAGACAGCUGCUCAUGUGGCCGGAGCAGCAUAUUAUUAUCAAAGAAAAGACGUUGCCAACGACCCUUGGGGUAAAACUAAGAAUAUAUAUGGUGUUAGUUAUCAUCCUAAGUUUGGAGGCUGGUUUGCCAUGAGAGGAGUCGUUGCCUUCAAAAAUUUUAGUUUUCCUGAUCUCCCCAAGAGGACUCCACCUGAAGUGCUAAAAACUGAUGCAGAAAAGAUUGAUCUUCUUGAAAAGUUCAAUAAUAACUGGCAGGACUGGACAGAGGCUGGAUUCAGGGAUGUUAUACCAGUUGAGGCCAAAUAUUCUGAUGAACAAAUCCGAUAUUUUGACACAAAACCGAAGGAUCGGUUCAAAAUGCUUGGUAUUGAACGAGAGAACAGUGCCAAUGAUGACCUUUUGGUUGGUCAUGGUUAGCUUUAUUAAUUCUCUUCUUUUGUGAAUUUCGAACUGCUAAUAGUUCGCUAUCAAUGUAGGGAAUGGUUUAAACAUUGUAAGGUUAACUGGACAUGCUAUUUCCAUUGAUUGUUCAAUGAUGUUGAAUGUAGCACAGUAUUUUUAUUUGUUUGCAGGUUGCCAAUGCAUAUUUAGAUCUCACAUUUUACAGUAGGGCUCAAUCAGGUCUCAGGCAAUGAGGGGUAGUCGGUCCAGCACUAGUAUCUUAGUAUACAGCGCAUUUCAGUAUGUACUACAUGUUUAGUUGUUGUUCAAUACAUGUACACAAAAUAUGUCUAACGUAUAUAUCUCUUCAAUAAUGUAACAAUAUAUGUCAUUUCUGUUCAUUUCA